Messenger RNA from Anopheles bellator, 1113 nucleotides. RefSeq names its product CLIP domain-containing serine protease B9-like. Lineage: Eukaryota; Metazoa; Arthropoda; Insecta; Diptera; Culicidae. Gene Ontology annotation, biological process: proteolysis. The record is from RefSeq and is a predicted model, not a curated record. Bases 1 to 1113 code for a protein of 370 amino acids. The transcript is spliced from 5 exons. Gene Ontology annotation, molecular function: serine-type endopeptidase activity.
AUGGCCCGACCAUUGAGAAGCGCUAAAGGAUUGUGGUUUGCUCUCGCCCUUACAUUGGCCUCUGUAUCUGGCGGACGACUGGCACUUCGACAUCCGUGCAUCACGGUUACGGAACUACCUGGCCGGUGCGUGCCAGUGAAACAGUGCGAUAAUAUUCUGUCAACUCUGCGCAAGGAUGUGCACACGAUCGAAGACAUCCGGUUUGUGGAGGACAGUGCAUGUGGUCACACCGCAGACGGCAAGGCGCUCGUUUGUUGCGCACAAAGCCCUCCAUCGACUAGCGAAGGACCUAAAGUUGAUGAGAUAGCCAGAAAUCACUCCUCAACGGUCCAUUUGCCCCGUGCGUGCGGUGUCCAAACGGAGCUAAACAGCAGCACUGUCGGUCGCCAUCCAUGGAACGUUCUGCUUCACUAUAAAGCGUAUGAAAACCGGUUCUUUUGUGGUGGCUCACUAAUAUCGGACCAGUACGUGCUAACGGCAGCCAGCUGCGCCGAUGACACGUUGUCUUGGGCAAACCUCACAGUCAGACUCGGCGAGUGGGAUCUGGAUUCGACGGUUGAUUGUAGUGUGGCCCAAGAUCUAGUGUGCGCUGACCCUGCGUUCGAUGUGAUGGUGACGAAGGUUAUCCUUCACGAAGCCUACCGCGAUCGGAGGCGAAUCGAUUUGGCGUUGCUCAGAUUGGCUCAAAAAGUCCCACUCAACGAUUGGGUAGCUCCAGUCUGUUUACCGGGAACCACCGACGGCAAGGCGCAAGACUUCCAAGCGGCCGGAUGGAAUCAGAACACUUGUGGUGAGAAGCUUAGUGGUUAUCGAUACAAAACGAUCACAAACUACCGGGCGGCCAAUAAAACUGCAUGCGGUCGGUAUUUGUCCUCGGUUCCCGCUGAGGCAUCACAUCACAUGUGUGUGUCCUCAAGCGAACGAGCAUUGGUGGUGGAGCCUGGAGGAGGCUUGACGGCGACGAAAACGUUCGACGAGGAUCGUAACAGCAAACGGGCGGAGUUGGCCGGUGUGCUCAAUUCACUCUCGAACUGUGCAAACUUUGACGGUCAUUUGGUAUUUACUAAGAUCGAACCCUUCCUGAGCUGGAUCGUGGAAGCUUUAGAGCCCUGA